CAGAAAGGGCCCUGGCGCCGCGCUGGAGCCAUGGGCGGGAGGCAGGGCGCGCUGCGCACGGGGCUGGGCUGCGCCCUGCUGCUGGGCCUCUUCCUGCUGGGCUUCCUGGCAGGCUGGUUAAUGAAACCCACUAAAAAAAUCACCAGCUCAGCAGAUGCUUAUCGAAAUGUGAGACAGAAACUUGUGGCUGAAAUGAAAGCAGAAAACAUCAAGCAGUUUCUUCGUUCGUUUACAAAGUUUCCUCAUCUGGCAGGAACAGAACAGAACCUUCACCUUGCUAAGCAAAUUCAAGCCCAAUGGAAGGAAUUUGGAUUGGAUUCAGCGGAGCUCGUUCAUUAUGAUGUCCUCCUUUCCUACCCAAAUGAAACUCAGCCCAACUAUGUCUCAAUUAUUGAUGAUCAAGGGAAUGAGAUUUUCAAUACAUCAUUGUUUGAGCCGCCCCCUCAGGGAUAUGAAAACAUUACUGGUGUGCUGCCACCAUAUAAUGCUUUUUCAGCUCAAGGAGUGCCAGAGGCAGAUCUGGUGUACGUGAACUAUGGCCGCACAGAAGAUUUUUUCAAACUAGAGCGAGAGAUGGGAAUUAAUUGUACUGGAAAGAUUGUCAUUGCCAGAUAUGGGAAAAUUUUCAGAGGAAACAAAGUUAAAAAUGCCAUAUUAGCUGGAGCCAAAGGGAUUAUACUGUAUUCAGACCCUGCUGACUAUUGCGCCCCUGGAGUAGAUCCUUAUCCAGGUGGCUGGAACCUUCCUGGAGGUGGAGCCCAGCGCGGGAAUGUGUUAAAUCUGAAUGGGGCAGGGGAUCCUCUCACGCCAGGUUAUCCAGCAAAAGAAUACACCUUCAGGUCUAAAGUUGAUGAGGGAGUGGGAAUUCCCAAAAUCCCAGUUCAUCCCAUUGGAUAUCAUGAUGCAGAAAUAUUAUUACGCAUCCUGGGAGGACCUACAGCACCAGACAGUAGCUGGAGGGGGAACCUCAAUGUGUCUUACAACAUUGGGCCUGGAUUUGCAGGCAGCUAUUCUAUAAGAAAGGUCAGAAUGCAUGUCCACACUCACAGCAAAAUCACACGAAUUUACAAUGUUAUUGGCACUAUCAGUGGUGCGGAGGAACCAGACAGAUAUAUUAUUCUGGGAGGACAUAGAGACUCCUGGGUAUUUGGUGGGAUUGAUCCAACCACUGGUGCAGCUGUUCUUCAAGAAGUUGCUCGGAGUUUCGGCAAAAUGGUGAUGGAAGGUUGGAGACCUAAAAGAACUAUUAUUUUUGCUAGUUGGGACGCAGAAGAAUUUGGACUAUUAGGUUCCACAGAAUGGGCUGAGGAGAAUGCUAAAGUUCUUCAGGAACGGGCCGUUGCUUACAUCAACACAGAUUCUUCUAUAGAAGGCAACUACACUUUAAGAGUUGACUGCAGCCCCCUUCUCUACAAAUUGGUGUAUAAUCUGACAGAAGAGAUUGCAAGCCCCGAUGAGGGUUAUGAAGGCAAGUCUCUCUAUGAGAGCUGGCUUGAAAAGGACCCCUCAACAGAAAGUAAAAGUCAUCCCAGAAUAAACAAACUGGGAUCAGGCAGUGAUUUUGAAGCUUAUUUUCAGCGGCUGGGAAUCACAUCAGGCAGAGCCCGUUAUACGAAGAACAGGAGAGCAGACAAGUUCAGCAAUUACCCAGUUUACCACACCGUCUAUGAGACUUUUGAGUUAGUAGAACGAUUUUAUGACCCCACAUUCACGAAACAGCUUACUGUUGCCCAGUUACGAGGAGGAUUGGUGUAUGAACUGGCAGAUUCCCAGGUCAUUCCUUUCAACUGCCAAGAUUAUGGAGAAGCCUUAAGAAAAUACACAAAUAGAAUCUAUAAUUUGAGCAAGAAACAUGAAGAACAGGUAGAGACUUUCGGAGUGUCAUUUGGUCCCCUUUUUUCUGCUGUGACGAAUUUCACAGAAGCUGCCGCUGAUUUUCACAGAAGACUUAAAGAAGUUGAUGUGAAUAAUCCAAUUGCUGUGCGAAUCGUGAAUGAUCAGCUGAUGUUUGUGGAAAGAGCUUUCAUCGAUCUUCUUGGUUUACCGGGCAGGAAAUUUUACAGACACAUUGUUUUUGCUCCGAGCAGCCACAACAAAUACGCUGGAGAGUCAUUCCCAGGGAUCUACGAUGCCAUGUUUGAUAUUGAAAAUAAAGCGGAUCAGCGCAAAGCCUGGGAAGAAGUAAAGAGGCAGAUCUCCAUUGCAGCCUUCACUGUGCAGGCUGCAGCAGGGACUCUGAAGGACGUAGCGUAGGAACAAGGCACCAGCAGGCUUGAACACAUGGCUAGCUCUUAAAAAAUGGCAGUUAAUGUACUGGAGUGAUGCCAUUUGCACUUUGUGCAUAGUAUUUACUAGGGUUGCAAUAUAACCAGCCUUUUACAUACAGAAGUCCCAUGGGAGUUAGUGAGAGCUGUUGGUGUUACGAGACUGUUGUUUAAGGAACCAAUGUUUUCAGCCUUCACUGAGGAAAUAGAUGAGCCUUAGACUGUGGCCUGAUGGUCAAUGAAUUCAGUCUCUCACAGCCCACAGGAAACAUUUGAAUGUAGAGAAUUCAUCCUGGGGAAAAUCCCCUGCCAACAACCCCUUUUUUAAACCAGAGGAUUAAUAGGCCAGCAACCUACCUCCAUGGAUCAGCACUGGCAGUAGCAGGAACAGACACAGGCUGUGUGGUACAUAGGUACCAAUCCAUUUAGGGCCUGUAAGUUGCCCCUGUUUAAACUGACUUACUGCUGGAACACACACUGCCUCUGUGUGUGGCUUUGACCCUGAUUUCUUACUAGAUUUACUGUUGUGUCGCUCCGCUACUUUGAUGGAGCUACUUUUGAUUUUCACCUGUGUGAGAUAGGAAUGAUUUUAGGGUUAAGAUGCAGUGGAUUAACCACUGGUGAAAUUCCUGGAGGCUUCUGUGAAGUUGAUCCAAGAAUAAAUUAUUGCCCAAUGACUGAAUGUGUUAUCACUUACUAGCUAUUGCUCUGUGGGAGACAGAUAUCGCUUUUAUAAGGCUCAAAAGAUGCAAAAGUACCAGCAGCAAAGAGUUCAGUAAUGAAAUGCUCCUACUUAAUUUAAUUAUUGUGUUUCACAGUUAAGGAGAUCAGCCAGAAAAAUUGAUCUGAAUAAAAUAAAGAUGUACAUUUGAAGUGAUUUAGUGAAAUCCCAGCAAGCUGCAUGAAAACUUCUUAAAGAUACCAUAAUAGAGGCUCAACUUAAAUGUAUACCCAAAUUAAAAAACAUAGUAAGAGAAC
Gopherus evgoodei (Goodes thornscrub tortoise) is the source of this 3242-nucleotide messenger RNA. RefSeq names its product N-acetylated-alpha-linked acidic dipeptidase 2-like. Bases 31 to 2253 code for a protein of 740 amino acids. The record is from RefSeq and is a predicted model, not a curated record. The transcript has 19 exons. Gene Ontology annotation, molecular function: carboxypeptidase activity. Lineage: Eukaryota; Metazoa; Chordata; Testudines; Testudinidae.